This is a messenger RNA of Sesamum indicum (sesame), 1797 nucleotides long. RefSeq names its product heat stress transcription factor B-4-like. The record is from RefSeq and is a predicted model, not a curated record. Gene Ontology annotation, molecular function: RNA polymerase II cis-regulatory region sequence-specific DNA binding; DNA-binding transcription factor activity. NCBI's taxonomy places the organism in Eukaryota, Viridiplantae, Streptophyta, Magnoliopsida, Lamiales, Pedaliaceae. Gene Ontology annotation, cellular component: nucleus. Gene Ontology annotation, biological process: regulation of transcription by RNA polymerase II.
UUUAUCUUGAAAGGCCCUUAUUUCACAGUCCUAGACAGACAGACACAUAUUCCUCUCUCACUACAUGCCCGAGGUCUCCUUGCCAGUUUUUAAAAUUUCACCUCCACCCCCCCCACCUAAAAACUCAAAUUUCUCUAUACCAAUUACUUCACAUUUCCACUCAUCAUUCAAACCCCCCUCCCCUCAAAAACCCUCAUUUUCAAGAACCAAGAUUCUUUAAGGAAAAGACCCUGUAUAGUUCCAUGGCUUUGAUGUUGGAUAACUGUGAGGGUAUAUUGUUAUCCUUAGACUCACACAAAUCUGUCCCUGCUCCAUUCCUGACCAAGACUUACCAACUUGUUGAUGAUCCCACCACCGACCACAUAGUUUCUUGGGGAGAAGACGACACCACCUUUGUUGUUUGGCGGCCGCCGGAGUUUGCCAGAGACCUCCUCCCUAACUACUUCAAGCACAACAAUUUCUCCAGCUUCGUCCGCCAACUCAACACCUAUGGUUUCAGAAAGAUUGUCCCGGAUAGAUGGGAGUUUGCAAAUGAGUUCUUCAAGAAAGGGGAGAAACACUUGCUAUGUGAGAUCCACCGGAGGAAAACUGCUCAGCCGCAGGUGGCCCUUAACCACCAACACCACCACCAUCCCAUCACCGGCCAAAGCUUCUUCCCCUACCCUAGCCGAGUCAGCAUCUCUCCACCUGAUUCCGAUGAACAACCAAACAACUGGUGUGACUCACCACCACCGCUCCCAUCCCCUACCGGCGCAGUCCCCCCCGUGGGCAACGCCGCAAGUGGUGGUGUUUGUAGUGGCUAAAACAACGGUACUACCACCUCAUUCGCGGCACUGUCUGAAGACAACGAAAGGCUCAGAAGAAACAACAACAUGCUCAUGUCGGAGUUAGCCCACAUGAGAAAACUAUAUAACGACAUCAUAUACUUCGUCCAAAACCAUGUCAAACCAGUAGCUCCAAGCAAUUCAUUCAGCUCCUCUCUAUUCCUUUGCAACUCAUCUAAUUCUUCUGCACCAGCAGCCACCCCCAUUAAUGGCUCCUCACUGCUUCAGAAGCCUCUGAACCAACUCAUAGGGUACCAACAGAUGGCAGCAAACCCUAAGCAAGGUAACGGUUUUCUGAGUUCCUUCAACAUCAACUCAUCUUCUUCUCCAAGCAAAACUUCACAGAGCAGUGUGACAAUUCUUGAAGAGCCCACAAACAAUGACGCCUACAGAACUAAGCUGUUUGGUGUGCCACUCUCUUCCAAGAAAAGAUUGCACCCAGAAUACAAUUCCUCAACAGAGACAAACAAGACAAGAUUGGUUCUUGAGAAGGACGAUUUAGGGUUGAAUCUCAUGCCUCCUUCCCCAUGUUAGCUUUUCUUGAAUCACAGUUGAUUAUUAUUAUAAUAUAUGAUAUUCACCCAGCUUUAUCAUCUCUAGUUCUUGUUUCCCUUUAAAAUUUUAUGUUAGCUAGACGUGAUGAUAUCUUUAAAAAGAUGUUUCAGAUUGUGAGUACGUACGUCUGGGCGUUUGACUUGCUUCUCUGUAUAUACAACUCUCUCUCUCUAUAUAUAUAUAGCUUCGUGUUUAUGAUGUUGUCCCAGCCAGCCAUGAAUGCAGGUGGGUUUUGGCAAGACUGAAAUUAGAAGACGGAAUCAAGUUUCAAAUACUCCAAAACAAUGCCUUUUUUAGUUGUAACACCCUUUCUUGGCUUUCUCGUUUCUCUACUUUUCACCUUUUUUGAUAUAUCCGGCACUGCAACAUUCAAACGCCUUUGAUUAUUAAUGAAUUUGGUCUCAUGAACUCUUCUCUU